Messenger RNA from Colletotrichum godetiae, 372 nucleotides. RefSeq lists its product as uncharacterized. The transcript has a single exon. Gene Ontology annotation, molecular function: protein binding. The record is from RefSeq and is a predicted model, not a curated record. NCBI's taxonomy places the organism in Eukaryota, Fungi, Ascomycota, Sordariomycetes, Glomerellales, Glomerellaceae. The annotation marks the transcript as partial.
AUGGCUAAUUUGUCUUUUGCGCUUCUUAAAAUUGGGGCUUUCGAUCAAGCAGAGUCGCCGGGAAAAUCCGCGCUGGACGAGAGGGAAAACAGUUUGGGGAAAGACCACCCGGACACCAAUAUGUCCAUGUCAAAUCUGGCCAUGAUAUACAAUGCCCAGUUCAAACGAGUGGAGGCGGCGGGCUUGAUGAGUGAAGCAGCCCAGCGAAGCUCCAACAAACUGGGGGACGAACAUCCUAUCACGCUUCUUUGCGUCUUCAAUCUAGCUGUAAUUCGCUGCGACCAAGGACACAAAGGUGACGCGAUGCGCGUAUGGACGACAAUUUUGCCGAAGAUGCGGGCUGCCUUGGGGGCUGGACAUGAAUCCACUGUC